AGAUAGACCAGCAUUAAUAACACUGUUUGUAAAUAUUUUGAAUUUAACACUAAUUCCUGAGCUCCUGUUGUUUGGCUUUUGCACAUGCAAAAUCAUUUUGGACAAACAAAAGGUCAUAUAUUGGCCUCUUCUAAAGACAUUAUAAAAUAGGUCUAUAAUAAAUGCUAAAACGGCAAAUCGAAUGGCUGUGACUCAAGCCGUACUACCUUCGUUUAGUUCGUUUUCAAACUACAGCACUGCCUCUGAAAAUAUGAAGGCUUGGAAGUUUGAAAAUGGCUUGUUGGAUUUGGACUUCAAGGAUUGCGGCAGUUAUGAAGCUUCACAGUGUCUGACAGAUGAGGGAUGUUUGGAUUUUCUGCUGUCUGAUUGGAGCAACACAUCACCUGAACGGUCCACCACUCAAAACUACACUUCCCAAAGGCCACCGCCAUUGCAGGACCAGAUUCAUCCGGAUCUCUACCAGAUUCAGGACUUGAGUGGUCAAAAGGACCAGGCAAGGCUAAACAGACCCCAAGUUUCCAUUACAAGUUCACUUGCUGAGCUACUUCCUCAUGACGGAUCUUUAAGUUCCUCAAUGCCAGACCUUUUUAAUGGAGGAUAUUUGGAGCAGCAACAAACUGGGAAAUCAAUCUCUUUAGCAGAAAACCCCCACCAGUUUAGUUUCCCUCUUGCAAAUAAUAUGGACAGAGCAAGCAAAAUAGGCAACAUGGGGAAGAUGCAGUCAUGGGAUUUUGGACACUACCCCCAGCCUGCAGCUCCAAUACCCUUCCCAGACUCCAAGUUUGUCCAGACGUCUGGGAUCAGCAUGGACAUGUCGGUCUUUCCUCCACGCCAUCACCAUGACUUUAUCCAAAACUACUCCCGCCCAAGACUCUACCAACAGCAAGUGCACUACGCCCACACCCAGCCAGCCAGCCACUAUCCCUCCACACAGAGCAUGCUGCCUGACUCCACAGUGCCCCCUGUAGAUCUGGAUAGGAAGCGCAUCCGGAAGGGGGCGUUGAGGAAGAAAGUCCCAGUACACAUUUGUGAAUAUCCUGGCUGCAACAAGACUUACACUAAGAGCUCCCACCUCAAAGCGCACCACCGUUCACACACAGGAGAAAAGCCAUAUCACUGCACAUGGGAUGGAUGCGGGUGGAAGUUUGCCCGUUCAGACGAGCUGACGAGACACUUUCGAAAACACACAGGACUGAAGCCAUAUGAGUGUGUACUCUGCCAUAGAGCCUUCAGUCGGUCCGAUCAUUUGGCACUACACAUGAAGAGACAUGUCUGAGAGAUGGGCGCACACACACACACACACACAGGUUUCCUCAGCUAUUUAAAUCAGGACAUACUAUUGUUUUUCUACAACUAAUUACUAUACACUAACCCUGACCCAUCUUAUAAUAAAACAAAAAACAUCAUUUACUCUAUUUAUUAAUUGUUUUAACAAUUGAAGAUGUGGCUGGAUUCCCCCAAAUUAUUAUAAUUUUUUUUUUUUAGGUUUAGCUCACUUCUGGAGAAUUGCAUUCAUUUAAUGCAUACAUUUAAUAGUCUUUGAGAGGACCUGUGUUCAGGUGAGGUGCUGGACAGUCUUUAUCCAUGAAAAGUAACUGACAUGUUCAUACUGUAUAUAAUAAAUGGAAUUAGUAUUUUGUGUGAAUUGCCAAAGGAAUUAACCCCUCUAGAUUCUCAAAGAUAAACAGCUACAAAAUUGUAAUUACAUACAGUUCAAACAUCUGACUAAUUUCCAAUCUGGACCCUUUCGCUAAACUGUAUGAUUUGAACGGUAAUACAUUUAAUUAUAUGUCACAAUUAGGAUUAUCUCAUGAACAUAAAUAUGCAAGAAAUAUAUUCCUACAUAGCUUUAAGUGUGAUUAGAAAAGAAAAUUGUUGUUUUUUAGGUCAAUAUUUACAAUCUACACAAAUAAAACAGCAGAGAGCAUAUUGUAUAAACCACAUGGUAUAAUUAACAGUUUACAUUUCUAAUUAACAUUCUAUUAUUUUAUGAUAGUGUUCUAUUUUCAGUCUUUAAAGUUUGAUUUACUUUCCAUAUUCCUAAAUGUGUGGACACAAUGUUUCCUUUUAGAUAAGCAAACAUCAUUAAGGGUGUAAUUGUUAUAGGCAUUUUGCUAUUUAUAUCAAGAGAAAAAUAAGUAUAUUAUGCUUGAGUUAAUUAAAAUAUUUUGAGUGUAUUUCAAGAUCUAUUUUGUAUUUUAUACAUUUUUGAUCAUCUAUAGCUUAUGAAAUUCUGUCCUUUCUGAAAGUCUCAUUUCUAACCAAUAGAUGGCAAACUAAUGCAAACCAUCCUCUCUGUCACCAACUGCUCCAGCGCAUUGAAUAAAGUUAAA
This is a messenger RNA of Xyrauchen texanus (razorback sucker), 2333 nucleotides long. It is a transcript of the gene klf1, whose product is annotated as Kruppel-like factor 1 (erythroid). NCBI's taxonomy places the organism in Eukaryota, Metazoa, Chordata, Actinopteri, Cypriniformes, Catostomidae. Gene Ontology annotation, molecular function: RNA polymerase II cis-regulatory region sequence-specific DNA binding; DNA-binding transcription factor activity, RNA polymerase II-specific. Gene Ontology annotation, biological process: regulation of transcription by RNA polymerase II. The record is from RefSeq and is a predicted model, not a curated record.